AGUGCUUGCUUACACGUCAAAUGAUUGGAAGUUGGAAGAAUUUCUGAAAUAAAUAUUGCUAAAAAGCUUUAAAACAGUAGAGGUGUCGUAAAUUAAGUGUUAAUUAGAUAUUAAUAGUAAUUUAUUGAAAUUUUGGAUGUAUAUGGAAAGAGAUUCCAACAUUCCCUAGUUUUAGAAACUAAUGUUUUUCUAGGCUAAACACACGCAAUAAUGGGUGGUCUGUUCAGUUAUUUCCGGGGUUUGUUAGGGGCACGGGAAAUGAGGAUUUUGAUCCUGGGUUUGGACGGCGCCGGAAAAACAACAAUACUUUAUAAACUGCAGGUCGGCGAAGUGGUGACCACGAUACCGACAAUAGGCUUCAAUGUUGAACAGGUCACAUACAAAAAUUUAAAGUUCCAAGUGUGGGACUUGGGCGGACAGACUAGCAUCAGACCUUAUUGGCGAUGUUACUAUGGCAACACAGAUGCAAUUAUAUAUGUUGUAGACUCUGCAGACAGGGAUCGAAUAGGAAUAUCUAAAGAUGAACUAGUACAUAUGUUAAGAGAAGACGAGCUAGCAAACGCAAUACUAGUAGUGCUCGCCAACAAGCAGGACAUGGCGGGCUGCCUCAGCGUGGCGGAGGUGCACCAAGCGCUGGGGCUGGACGCGCUGCGCGACAGAACCUUCCAGAUCUUCAAGACUUCCGCCGUGCGCGGCGAGGGGCUCGACCAGGCGAUGGACUGGCUCUCCAACGCGCUGCAAGCUAGGAAAUAACAUUGAGAUACGCAGUGGUUCAAAAUGGAAGCUACAACAGCAGUUGCGACGUGUGUGUGGAUAUAGUCAAGUUAACGCGAUAGGUGCGCGCGCGGCGCUACACUGCAUUCAUCCUCAACCAUCUACCUUCUACAUUAUAAUAUAAACAUAGAAUAAAUAUCCAUCCAUACAAAUUUAGACUCUUGUAUAAUCCUAAACACUUGUCAUACUAAUGUUAGACAUUUGUUAUACAAAUCUAAUACACUUUUCAUACAAAUCUUUAAAACACUUGUCAUACAAAAGCAAGACACUUGUCAUACAAAAGCAAGACACUUGUCAUACAAAAGCAAGACACUUGUCAAUAGGUCCUGUAUUUAAUUUUUCUUUUUUUUUUUUUAAAUAUGACCAAUAUUCACAUUCCCUCUAACUAGUCGGGAAAUACUGUACUAGGAGUGGGUACGACAAUAGACCAACGGGGUGGGGUUCGAACCACUACCCCUCGGUGAUGAGUCCGAAUGUUCUUGCCGUUGAGCUAUUGAGGAUAUAAUUAUUGUAUUGCUGCAUAGAAACCAUUGCUCUGCAUGGUCACUUAACCUGUAUUCGCUAUCUCUAAAACUUUCAGCCAAUAUAAAACCUUCCUAUAGCAGGGUAGCUAUUUGCUUCAAGAAUUUUUAAGAAAACCGUGUGGGAUGUAAAAUGUCCCUAUUUUUCCUUAUGCUAUUUUCUAUUUAUAUCACUGGUGCAGGACAUAAAACUAUGUAAAGCCUCGGGCCGACCCAAUAAUUAUAUGAUUUAAUCUAUAUAUCCUCCUAUUGAAGCUAAUUAUAACCAGAAAUCAGAUUUAAUUUUAUGUUGCCCGUUUUUUACACCGACCUUCAUAUACUUUGACAGAAAAGUAACGUCUAGAGUCCUUAUCUCAUUAGUAUGAAGGUGUCUCAUGGACAAAUUCCUGUCUAUGGUCACCCCGAGGUAUUUGACCGUCGGGGACCAUUCGACAGUCUCAUCCAUUAGUGCCACCGGGGGCGGUCGAUGGGAUCGCCCUAUGUAUCUCCCGAGUUUUCCCCACAUUAACCUUCAGUCCACGUUAAACUUGCCAGUGGGUUAGUGUGUCCAGUCCGUGUAUCUACUGUAGCGGACGGGCAAAAACAUUAAAAGUAAAAAAAACAUUGAUCUCCUAUUAAAAAGUAGAUGCACAAUCAGCGAUCAAAAAACGUCCCCACGUAAUGAGUGCCAAACAAAACUUCGUGGCACUCAAUUCAAGUAGUCGCAUUUGCAAAUUCAACCUUAAACUCAAUCCUUAAGGUUGAAUUUGCUCUGAAUUUGGGAUUUUAUUGAAUAUUGGACUAUAUUUAAAGGCCUUUAGGUAUAAUAAUUUUCUUUACCAAUAAUUCUAAAACUGCCAAAGCAACCAGUUUUUAAGUGACGUUUUUGCUCGUCCUUUUAAUAGAAGAGGUCCAUGAAAAAAAGGACUGUCGCACAAGGAAUUUAUUUCAAUUAUUCCAAUAUUUUAGUAUUACUAAUUGAUUAGAAUUAAAUAACUUAUUUUUUCUUAGUUGUGUGGAAGACUAAUAAUUUCAAUCAACAUUUUGAAAAUUGUGUUAGAAAUACAGUUUUUAAUCCUUGUAAUUUAUAUUUAUAUUAUUUUUAUUAUAUCCUUUACUUCUAAAAGCUAUGAAAGGAUUACAAUAACUCGCAUGGUUGGUACAUUGUAGUAUUACUGGCUUUGAAAACAAUUGUGGCAGUUGAACAUUCAUUCCAAAUAUACAAGAAAAUAGACAAAAAAGUAAGUACAUAUAUAUCUACGACUUAAAACUUUGUGAGAGAUUGUGAUAAAGUUAUGUUCCAUUAGCUUGGCGCUAUUUAUUGUAAUGUAAUUUGUGGAAAUGUAAAUCAAUAAAAUUAUUUUAACGGAUGCUUUGAGUUUUUAUUUUUAUCUUCAAAAUGACGAUUUUAUAAACUAAAUCCGUUAGAAUAGUUUUGUCACUUGAUGUCAAAGUACAUUGCAACUUGUCACAAUAGGGUGAUUUUUUUAACAGAAUAUAGUUAAAGGGGAGUUUUUAAACUAUGCAUCAUAUUAUGACAAAGUCUAAACAUUAUACUAUGUUAUUAUGUAAUACAGACAAGGUAGUCUUUGUAGACAUAUAAUGCUAGCCACUCACCAUCCAAUAAGGUGUGAGUAAGAUGAGCAUGAUAUCAUGCAGAUCGCGACCAGCAUACGCUCAGUUUUAUCGGAUGUUCUGUCGUUAGCGCUGCAGGCACGUGAACUUAUUGGAUGGUGAAUGGCUAGCAUAAGUUUGAAUUGGCUUGUUUUAAAAUCCGUGUAGGUAGUGUGUAAUUAAAGCAGUUGAUAAACGUCGCGGCGCCGCAUUUAUGAUUAGGUAAUUGAAAACAAAUUGUCUUGUAGGCGACAGUUCGCGGGUGAAAUGGUCUAAGAUCAGAAUCAGGAACGACCUUCACCCAUCUGUUAUGGAAUGAAUAGUGUUCUAUAUCAUAAUAUGUAAACAAUGUAUUGCCUAAAAAUCUCCUAGCUAAACUAUCAUUAAAAAUAAUUAGUUAACAAUGGUUAAUAAUAGUUUGGCCACGAUAUACUUUAUAGGCAACUUAAUUGGAAUGUAUUUUUUUUUACAUAAAUAGAUAGGUGAAGGUCGUUUCUAAUUCGGAUCUUUUACUAAAUGUACACAUAUAGCGCUGUUAAAUGAUCGUUGUACACAAGUCUCUGUACUUACACUAUAUUAUUUUUUUAAAUAAUAGUGUUUCGACAAUGUUCCAGGCUUUAACAGGGUCCCAUAGACCCAUAGCUCUAUAGCUGUCUAGGUAUAAUAAUAAAAUUUAAAUAUCUGUUGAUUCAAAUAAUAAUAAAUUUAUCAAAUUUUCCCGAAUGAGAAUAAUAUAAUUUUUAAAUUGAAACUGCAGAUUUUGUGGAGCAUUAAUUGUAACUUUACUCGCCGAUAAUGUAACUUUCCAUUGGUGACGGAAUUUUCAAAAUCGGUUUAGUGGUUUAGGAGUGAAAGCGUAACAAACAAAUCGAUAAAUGGGCGAAUUUUGUUUACGAGGCACUAUACGGCACGUAGAUUGCAGUAUUAGUGGUACUCUUACUAAUUAAAAUUAUUAAUUAAUUCAAAUGUUUAAUUUACUUUAGCUGCAGAGAUUUGUGUACAACCGAUGCUAGCGCCGUCGUAGUUAUAACGAUUACAAUUAAUUAAUGAAUAUAAUAUAUUUUGUAUCUGUGACGUUCAGCAGGCUAUCGGUAAUUUAUAUUACAUCGCAGUAAGGAAAUAUUAUUGUUCUAUAAUAUUAUAUUAUGAUUAUGAUUAUGAUUCCAGUAACA
Molecule: messenger RNA, 4060 nt
Organism: Bicyclus anynana (squinting bush brown)
Lineage: Eukaryota; Metazoa; Arthropoda; Insecta; Lepidoptera; Nymphalidae
Gene: Arl1
Product: ADP-ribosylation factor-like protein 1
Exons: 5
Coding region: 211-753 (180 amino acids)
Biological process (GO): vesicle-mediated transport; intracellular protein transport
Cellular component (GO): cytoplasm; Golgi apparatus
Molecular function (GO): GTP binding; GTPase activity
Source: RefSeq, a predicted model, not a curated record